This is a messenger RNA of Scylla paramamosain (green mud crab), 3621 nucleotides long. RefSeq lists its product as uncharacterized. Gene Ontology annotation, cellular component: cell periphery. The record is from RefSeq and is a predicted model, not a curated record. Lineage: Eukaryota; Metazoa; Arthropoda; Malacostraca; Decapoda; Portunidae.
CCCCUAGCGGUCCCUUACAGCUGUCCCUGUAUUCGAGGGGCAGCACCCGCGCCCUCACGACCCUCCCUGUGCCUAUGGACGCCCGGAAGGACCCACAGGUAUUCACUUUCACCUGUGGGAACGUGGUGCAUGGCGGUGACCACUUCGUCAGGUUGGAGGGAGACGACGGGCGCGUGUUUGGCAGAGAGUGGCCUGGUGAGUGUACGUUGGCCUAUGCUUGUCGUGCACACGCCCCCCAGAAUGGAAACGUACACAUCACACGUACACAUGAGAUUCCAGUUCACCAAGUCCAUAUGCUUUAGAAAAACUGCUGUCACUUUCAAAACAUACGCUCUCCUUCUCUACCACGGCGUUCCUAUAGGAGAAACACCCACAUACACCUUCCACCAGCCUUACAUGCCCAUACCCCUACCCACGCCGCCCACCAUACGCCCCAGGUUACCCCCGUGGAAAUUUCGCACGCAUAGACCUGGUGGUGGGUUAGCUUGGUGGAAGAGGAGGAGGAGGAGGAGAAACCAGGAGAUAUUGGCAUUGCGAAAGAUGAAGAGGAAAGCGAGAAGACUUGAGAGGAGGAGUAAGAGGAAGCGGAGGGAGAAAGUGGAUGCGUUUGAACUUUACUGGAGGUGGAAGAUGCGGCUGGCUGGUAUAGGGACGAGUGAGGAAAGGAGGAGAAGGGAAGCGGAGGAAGGAAGUGAAGGAAGUGAAGGAAGACACCAAGAUCUAAUCCUGAAAGAGAGAGGUCUGCGAGAAACAGGGGAGGGAAAAUUGGAGGUAAUCCCGAAAUGGAGGAGGGAGGGAGAGGCGGGAGAAACGAGGGAAGAGGGAGAGACAGCACUGCGAAUAGAGAGCGAGAACACGAGACUGCACAUGCGGAGAGAACGAGUAACAAGCAAAGAAACGAGAGACACUGGGGACAUUGAGAGACUGGAGUGGCGGAACAGAAGAGGCAGGGAAAGACAACAACAUCGAACUCACACAAUAAGCAACACCGAACUCGAUUCAAAACCCGCAAUAGGGGAUAUUGUCGAGGCAACAUCCCAGGAGCCUUCCUUCGCCUGGGGGGGCAACGCAACCAUCCAGGGGGUAAGACAGCUCCUCGGGCUCUACUCUAACAACCACACCCUGGUCUUCCCCUGUGACGCCCUUGCCCCGGCAGGCUUCUACAGUGUUCGCCUGGUCGCUCCUGAACUCGCGACAGAGAGCGCCAGGCUGAUUGUGUCCUCCAUGUGGUUCCAGGUGGACUGGAGUGCCGAGUUCGCUAUACAGGUGAACAGGGCCAGCAUACAGCCUUGCUACACACACUUGAAAGUGAGUGUGAGCUACCCAUACUGCACUGCUAAGAAGGAAAUGGACAAGGUGCGGGUGUAUGCACGCCUGCCCGCUAACGUCACUUCCGCUAACAGACCUGUAGUGGAAAGAUACGUGUCAGAGGUACCAGUGAAGCAGAACGAGAAACACGUUCGCUUCGACUGCAAUGUGUUCGAGAGAGAGGCGACUGAGUAUUGCUUCGUGUACGUAAACACUGCUCGAACUAAUGUCACCUCUAUAGUUCGUCGCCAGUGUGUCCCUUACUACAAGCCGAAUGCACUGCGGCAGGACGGCCAGUGGGGGACCUGGAGCGCCUGGACGCCUUGCACUACCCUGUGUGACGCCGAGGGGAGAGAGAGCAGGGCGGGCCAGCGACAAAGACACCGUUUUUGUGACUCCCCGCCGCCACGCAAUGGAGGACGGUACUGCCAGGGGUCGUCGCUGGAGGAGGAGUCGCACCCCCCGGCAAAACACGUGGAGGCACAAGUGAAGUAUGCGUGGCUUCGUCCAGGCGGGCAGUGGUUAAAGCUCCGUGAUGGCAACAGUUCCGCGGCACCCCUCCUAGUCCUGCUCCCCGCCGCGCCGCGCCGCCCCGCCCUCGCCCGCCCCGCGCCUCGCAGCCCGGCCCACGCGUCCCCCAGGGUCUCCACCGGGUCUGUUCUACUGCUGGAAUUCCACUCCGACGUGAACACCACCAUGGGCAAGCCCCAACCCCGCCAAGUGGGGCUUCGAGCUGACGGCCAUUCCCAGUCAGUGUCAGGUGACGGCGACAAGGGGCUGGGCGUGAGUGGGGCGGGCCGCGAGGUGAGCGGGCAGUACCUGCUGGAGGGUAUGCACGUGGCGGCUUUGGUGUUCGUGGCGCUGCUGUUGGUGGCGGUGGUGGUGCUGGCGGUGAUCCACUGGCGCCACUACCGUCUGUACCAGCGGGCGCGCCUCGUCCCAGAGUCGCCUUACGUCACACCGCCUGGCUCGCCCUCCAAGGCCACCACCGCCACCGCCCUUGCCUCCACGCUCACGCUCAGCGAAGUCAUCUCCCUUAAAUCCCUGGUGCUGCGGCCUUGCCUGCCCGUAUCGCUGCCCCUGCGGCGACGCGGCGCCCCCGCUCUGCCGUCCUCGCAGGAUACGGAGCCGCUGUGCAGCGCGGCGCGUCAUUCGCUACCCAACUCGCCCUUCCUGACGCGCCGCGCCGCCACGCCCUCAAUGCUGCGCCGCUCCUCCUCCCAGAUGAGCCGUCUGCUGCGGCGCGGCAGCGGCACGUUUCGGCGCAAGCGGCGGCGCUUCGCUUCAGUGGAUGAGCUGGAGACGCGCUGCAUUUCACCCAUCAGCGAGAUGCAGCGGGAAGACGAGGCGGACAGCAGCAAGGAAAUGCAGGGGCGGCGGGAGGACGAGGCGGAAGUGAAGUACCGCGAGCACCGCAAGUCUGUGAUGCAGCGCGAGCCGCGCCUCACGCCUAAGCUGGCCAAGGAUCGCCUUAACCACGAGCGUGUGCGGCGCUCCUUGCUGUCCCGCUCCACCUCGGCGGCCACCGUGCGCCACUCGUCAUCCGUGUCAGACGUGUCCGUCAACGGCACCGACACCGAGAUGGAGUACGACUACUACGACUACGACAUGGACAACGCCUCGGCCGUGCCGGGCUCGCUGUUCGGCAUGGACCCGCUGCUGCUGGCGUGGGUGCCACCCUUCUUCACCGGCCCCGACGGCGUCACGCCCACCCACGACGCCAUUCCCCUGGAGAUGCUGAGCCUGCAGCAGGUGCUGCCCAGCCCCCCCGAGGCACCCCCACGGCCCACAGCGCUGCCGCUCCCCAAUCUCAACAUCCCCAACACCCCCGCGCCGCCCAGCGACGCGCCCAUGCAGACCAGCUUGCUGUCCGAGGAGGCCAACGACCGCGUUGAGCUGCAACAGGAGGUGCAGGAAGAGGAGGAUUUGUCCCACUCCUCCACAACGCCCUUUGAAGAUGACUCCACGCCUACCGCCACCACCUGCAGCAAGAUCCUCAACCUAGAUGAUAUCCAGUUUGCCGAUGACUCAGACUCAGCUGAGGAGCUCUAGGGCACCCCCCACCCCCGCCAACCCUCUCCCACCCAUGUGCGUGCGUAUGCGUGUGUGCGUGCAAGACACGGGAGAGUCACAGCAAAGAAAAGACCAAGCAGUGCAGUACAUGCCUUGAGGUUGGUCUUGUCCAGCCGCCCGCUGUUUUGUUUACAUCGUGUUCUCGGGAAGAGAGUUGUGAAAGACGUAGUUUCCGAAGGCAGAAAAGUUAAUGCUGGAGCUAGUGAGGGAACGUCAUCUCUGGGAUACGACACGCUCUAC